UAUACAUAAAUAAAACUCAUUUAGUAUCACACCCACAACAGCAAGGGCUCUUGGUUUUCCCUUGUUCUUGGAUAUCCUCUCUCCUCAUCCAGGAAAAUUAUUCCAUUUUUGCUUGCUGCUGGAAGAAGAAGCUUGUGUGCCUCCUGGUGUUUUAUGCAUCAAGAAGUUGGGGAUAUAUAAUUCAAUUAUGUUAAUGAGCUUCUGAUGUGCACAUAAGAAGCAAAUAAGGAGAAAGAAUCAAUCAUGAAGUUUAUGAAACUUGGAUCUCGGCCAGAUACUUUCUACACUACUGAGGCCGUAAGGCCAGUCUCCUCUGAAGUUUCAAGUGAUCUUAUAAUUCAAGUGAAGGGAAGCAGAUAUUUGCUUCACAAGUUUCCUCUUUUGUCCAAGUGUUUGCGGCUGCAGAGGCUGUGCUCUGAAUAUCAAGAAGCUUCACAACACCAAAUAAUCCAGCUCCAUGAUUUUCCCAGUGGGGUUGAGGCAUUUGAGCUCUGUGCAAAAUUCUGCUAUGGCAUCACAAUCACCCUCAGUGCCUACAACAUUGUAGCUUCUCGAUGCGCCGCGGAGUACUUACAGAUGACUGAGGAUGUUGAGAAGGGCAACCUUAUUUAUAAGCUUGAGGUUUUCUUCAACUCUUGCAUCCUCCAAGGGUGGAGAGACUCAAUUGCCACUCUGCAAAGCACAAAGGCUUUUCCUUUGUGGUCAGAGGACCUUGGAAUCACAAGCAGAUGCAUUGAGGCAAUUGCUUCCAAAGUCCUAACACACCCUUCAAAGGUUAGCUUGUCGCAUAGUUACUCCAGGAGGGGUAGAGAUGACAUGUCCUGCAAUGGUGCAGAGAGCCUGAGGCAUAAUAAGCCUGCAAACAGAGGAUGGUGGGCUGAAGACAUAGCAGAAUUGGGCAUAGACCUCUAUUGGAGAACCAUGAUAGCUAUUAAAUCUGGUGGGAAAAUGCCGUCUCAUCUGAUUGGAGAUGCAUUGAAAAUCUAUGCAGCUAAAUGGUUGCCCAACAUUUCAAAAAAUGGAUGUGACCAUAAACAAGCAGCAUCUGAUUCAGAUUCAGACUCUGCCAAUGAUUUAACUUCAAAGCAUAGGUUGAUCUUGGAAUCAAUUGUAAGCUUAGUUCCAGUGGAGAAAGGUGCUGCAUCUACUAGUUUUCUGCUUAAACUCUUGAAGGCAGCCAAUAUUCUUAAUGCUUCUUCCUCUUCAAAAAUGGAAUUGGCUAGAAGAGUUGGACUUCAAUUAGAGGAUGCAACCGUCAGUGACUUGAUAAUACCCUCUGUGUCAUAUGAAACCGACACUCGAUAUGAUGUAGACAUAGUUAUGACCAUUUUGGAGCAGUUCUUGUUGCAGGGGCAGAGCCCCCCAACUAGCCCUCCAAGGUCCAAGCUUGGUUUUGAAAGGAGAAGGUCUCGGUCAGCAGAGAACAUUGAUUUUGAGUUUCAGGAGAGUCGAAGAUCAUCUUCAGCAGCACAUAGCUCAAAGCUGAAGGUGGCAAAGCUUAUGGAUGUGUAUCUUCAGGAAAUUGGCAGGGAUGUCAAUUUGUCUCUGUCAAAGUUCAUUGCAAUUGCUGAGGCAAUACCAGAGUUUGCAAGGCUUGACCACGAUGAUCUCUACAGGGCAAUUGACAUUUAUCUCAAGGCACAUCCAGACCUCAACAAGAGUGAAAGGAAAAGGCUGUGUCGAAUUCUAGACUGCAAAAAGCUCUCAAUGGAGGCCUGCAUGCAUGCUGCACAAAAUGAGCUACUCCCACUACGGGUAGUGGUCCAAGUUCUGUUCUUUGAGCAAGCUCGAGCUGCCAUGGCUGGUGGCAAAGUGACCGAGCUGCCUAGCAACAUAAGGGCACUUCUAGCCACACAUAACAUUGACCCAUCAAGGCCUCCAGCCCCUUUAAGCACCUCUAGCCUUAUGCCAGCAGAUGACCAAUGGAGUGUCUCAGGCCUCAAGUCUCCCAGGUCCAAGAUGUCUACUUUACGAAUGAAGCUCGCCGAAGAUGAUGAUUUGGAUGAAAAUGAUUUGAACCCAGAUGGAAUUGGGAGAAGUUCAAAGCUCAAAGCUCUUUGCUUGCUUCCUGCAAGACCCAAAAGAAUGUUCAGUAAGUUGUGGUCCACCAACAGAAGUACAACCAGUGAAAAGAAUUGAGUGGUUUUUGUUUAAUUUGAUCCACUUGGGUUUGGUUAAUCCAACGAGUAACAUAUUAUACUACGCUUUUUUCCCUCAUUCCUUGUAACUCACUAGGAACCAAAAUUAAGAAUCCCCAAUGUGCAUUAAUGUUCAUGUAAUCUUUUUAUAAUAAGAAAGAAGAUUUUCAGGACAUGAUCAAGUGCAAAAUCCUUUAGCCUCUAGGUGAAUCUCUAUUAGUUGUAGAUGACCAUUGUGGGACCAGAUUUGUGUUCUUUGUCCACAAAUCUGCAAUACCUGUCCUUGUCUCCUUGCUGCACCUCCUUGGAUCCUCACCUGCUAAUCAAAUUUUAUUCUUGGGAGUUCAUGUACCUGACAUA
Prunus mume (Japanese apricot) is the source of this 2498-nucleotide messenger RNA. RefSeq names its product Phototropic-responsive NPH3 family protein. The record is from RefSeq and is a predicted model, not a curated record. Lineage: Eukaryota; Viridiplantae; Streptophyta; Magnoliopsida; Rosales; Rosaceae.